This is a messenger RNA of Anastrepha obliqua, 1595 nucleotides long. RefSeq names its product putative serine protease K12H4.7. Gene Ontology annotation, biological process: proteolysis. The transcript is spliced from 7 exons. Gene Ontology annotation, molecular function: dipeptidyl-peptidase activity; serine-type exopeptidase activity. The coding region runs from base 12 to 1508 and encodes 498 amino acids. Lineage: Eukaryota; Metazoa; Arthropoda; Insecta; Diptera; Tephritidae. The record is from RefSeq and is a predicted model, not a curated record.
AAGACCAAAUAAUGAGGUGGGCACUAGGAUUUGUGCUUUUGGCUGUAAUCGCACUAUUAAACGCUGUCAGUACGGAGAACGAGCUGCAGUCGAAGGAUGCAACUAUUUUUGAGCGCACUUUUAAAACUCUACACGGAGAGCCGCCACCACCAGAACCUGUAUCGCGCAAUCGCGCCAAUAUACAGUAUUUAUGGAUCGAGCAGAAAUUGGAUCAUUUCAACGAUACGGAAACGCGUAGCUGGCAAAUGCGCUAUAUGACCAAUGAUGAAUUCUACCAAGAAGGUGCACCUUUCUUCAUAUUUGUUGGCGGCGAAUGGGAAAUCUCUACACGCUUUAUAGACGGUGGUCAUUUCUAUGAUUUGGCCAAAGAGCAUAAUGGCUAUCUUUUCUACACCGAACAUCGUUACUACGGACAAAGUAGGCCAACAAGCAACAUAGACAAUGAAAAUAUCAAAUACUUGCAUGUGCGUCAAGCUUUAGCUGAUUUGGCGCAUUUCAUUGAGGAAAUGCGUGCUACCGUACCAGGUGCCUCCUAUUCUAAAGUUAUACUUGCUGGUGGCUCUUACUCGGCCACAAUGGUGACAUGGUUCAAGAAAUUAUAUCCAGAGUUGGCCAUUGGCGUUUGGGCUUCCAGUGCGCCACUCCUUGCCAAGCUCGAUUUCGUAGAGUACAAGGAAAUCACCGGCCAGUCCAUUCGAUUGCUUGGCGGCGAACAAUGUUAUACUCGUAUUGAAAAGGGCAUCGCCGAAAUGGAAGCCUUGUUCGCAAAUAAGCGUGGAGCUGAAGUGAAAGCUUUGCUAAAGCUUUGCAAUGCUUUCGAUGAAUACAACGACUUGGAUUUGUGGACAUUGUUUAACGAGAUUGGCGAAGUCUUUGCGGGUGUUGUGCAGACACACAAUUCGGGCCAAAUUGAGAGCGUUUGCAGCAAAAUAAUGGAGGGCGAGGAUGACAUUAGUGGUGUGGCCGGUUAUUUAUUAACUCAAUUCAACAGCACAAGCUGCAAUCUACUUACCUAUAAAGCAAUUAUAGCCACAAUGAUGGACUCUAGUUUCACGGAUAACAUUAUGCGUGCGUGGAUCUAUCAGACCUGCAAUGAGUACGGCUGGUAUCAGACUUCCGGUUCCACAGCACAGCCCUUUGGCACUAAGUUCCCUCUGACGCUCUUUACACAAAUGUGCAAAGACAUCUAUGGCGAUCAGUUUACCAAUGAGUUUAUAAGCAAUCAGGUAGCUGCCACUAAUGAGCUUUUCGGUGGACUGGAACCGAAUGUGGAGAAUGUUUACUUUACUCACGGUCAACUGGAUCCGUGGCGCGCUAUGGGCUCACAGGAUGGAGCGCAAGUAACUAUUUUACCGCUCUACGCCCAUUGCAAGGAUUUUGAUUCAAUCAGCGAUAAAGACUCAGAUGAAUUGAAGGCUUCGAAGACAAAUCUCGCCGAUUUGGUGCGUCAAUGGCUCGGCAGUAGUAAUGCCACGAAUAGCGCAAUCAAUAAAGCGGAGAGUUUUUAAUAUGAAUCGGGGAUUAUCAGUUAAGGUGCUUUUAUUGAGCUAUUACUGUGCAGAUAAUUUAUGGUUUGCCGAUAAAGCUGAGCGUAC